Trypanosoma conorhini is the source of this 372-nucleotide messenger RNA. RefSeq names its product retrotransposon hot spot protein (RHS). The record is from RefSeq and is a predicted model, not a curated record. Bases 1 to 372 code for a protein of 123 amino acids. The transcript has a single exon. NCBI's taxonomy places the organism in Eukaryota, Euglenozoa, Kinetoplastea, Trypanosomatida, Trypanosomatidae.
AUGGAAGAGGUACUCUUGAGCGAAACUUCUCAAGCUAGUGGAGCGAAGCUGAAUGAUUUCCUUCGCAAUGAAUUGGGCGGCAGAGGCGUUGUGCAGGCCAACAAAAAUGUCUUCAUGAAGAAUUUCGUUGUGAAUCCUGAGAGGUUUAUCGACGAUGCAGAAUUAUUGGGCGCAAUAACAGCGUUACCAUCUUACAAAGGGAUGGCGUGCCUAUUCGAAGAGAACACUAUUCUCAUGCAAGACGAAGAGAGACUUUACAACGAAGCUGUGACCUCUCUCAAGCAUUGGCGGGACUUUGAAAAGAAGGACAUGGUUUCUCCGCUAACACGGGGAAUACUCGACGCAGCUCUCGGAUGCAUAGACGAAGUGUGA